ACCGAUGUUGUGUCGGCAUACAAUGGAAGUUUUUGGAAUGGUCGUUUGGUAUGACGUCUCUCUCGAAACUAUUUGCAACCCAUACUGAGGAGGUGAAGGAGAUUUCACGUUUGGUGGACUUUUCUGCUUGUGGUGUUUUGAGGGCACAACCGACCGCGUGUUGAAUUCUUAUUUACGUUCAUGAAUGCUGCACUGGAAUCCGUCUCCGAGGUGAAGCCGAUGAAUACGGCCGCGUUUGUGAUUCAGAUUCACUUUGGGAUUGUGGGACCCAAUUCUUAAAAUCGUUGCAAAUCUGAUGUGUUGGGCCGCCACUCGGCCCAGAAUAUUCCUUGCGUUCCCAGUCCGAGAAGCACAUUGGGCGACCCGUCCGGUUUUGUGGCACGACCAAGUGGUUCCAUGGGUACUCUGUGGUCGUCGGAUGUGGUGUCAAUGGAGUUAGAUUGUGCCUUCUCCAUCACAAGCGAUGCUCCGUGGACGGCAAGCAAGAUGGGGGUAGGUUGCGGACUUGUGCUCCAUGUGGGUCACAUUGGUACCCUAUCUCGCUUUCCUUCUAUUGUUUUUGGCUUCUUUCCUUCGUGACGGUUGCAAUUUCCUUAAUAGAUAUUACCAGAUACAUGAAGAUUACCACAAAUUCGCCGGUGACUUAUCUAUUAUUACUCGUAUCCUCAAGUGUAUGAUUGCUCGUAGAUUCAACGCCCUUUGCAUCAUCUCGAGCGGCUCCCCUUGACAGAUUGCACAGAUCUGUACACCCGAAUUGGUAUACUUGAUUCCCCUUCUCUCUCUGUCUCUUCCGACACAACACCAUAUUCUUCUACCCUGCGGAAGAAGAAUAGGUUGCCAAAAUGGACAAGCCUCAAGAGGAAGAAGAGCAGCGCCAGAUCACAUCUCCCCUGCUCGCCUCCGAUCCCUCCACCUCGGCGUCGUCCUCGUCAUCUCCACCACCACGAAAGGAGGUGGAGGAAGAGGAAGAGGAAGAGAACUCGCCCAUCGAGCAGGUGGCCUUGACGGUGCCGGUCAAUGACGACCCCGCGACGCCCGUCCUCACCUUCCGCAUGUGGGUCCUGGGAACAGCCUCCUGCGUGCUGCUCGCCUUCCUGAACCAGUUCUUCUGGUACCGGAAGGAGCCGCUCUCCAUCACCUCCAUCUCCGCCCAGAUCGCGGUGGUGCCGCUGGGCCACCUCAUGGCCUCCACCAUCACCGACCGCGUCUUCUUCAGGGGGAGCCGGUGGGAGUUCACCCUCAACCCGGGCCCUUUCAACAUGAAGGAGCACGUCCUCAUCACCAUCUUCGCCAACUCCGGCGCCGGCAGCGUCUACGCCAUCCACAUCGUCAGCGCCGUCAGGAUAUUCUACCAGAAGCACAUCACCUUCUUCGUCUCCUUACUCGUCGUCAUCACCACACAGGUUCUCGGCUUCGGGUGGGCUGGGAUGUUCCGGCGGUACCUGGUGGAGCCGGCGCCGAUGUGGUGGCCGCAAAAUCUGGUGCAGGUCUCACUGUUCAGAGCCCUGCACGAGAAAGAAGGUCGCCCCAAAGGUGGCAUGACUCGGAACCAGUUCUUCAUGGUGGCCUUCUUCUGUAGCUUUGCCUACUACGUUCUCCCAGGCCAUCUCUUCUCCGUGCUCACCUCCCUCUCCUGGAUGUGCUGGAUCUUCCCUCGGUCCGUCCUUGCCCAGCAGCUCGGUUCUGGCCUCCAUGGCCUCGGCAUCGGCGCCAUCGGCCUGGACUGGGCCACCAUCUCCUCCUACCUCAGCAGCCCCCUGGCCAGCCCUUGGUUUGCGACUGCCAAUGUCGCGGCUGGCUUUGCGCUCAUCAUGUAUGUCAUCACGCCCGCUGCGUACUGGCUCAACCUCUACAACGCCAAGACCUUCCCCAUCUUCUCCGAUGGCCUCUUCACAUCCACCGGGCAGAGCUACAACAUCUCCGGCAUCAUAGACCCCAACUUCCACCUCGACAUCAAGACCUACGAGAAGAAUGGUCCGCUCUACCUGAGCGCACUCUUCGCAAUGACCUACGGCGUCGGCUUUGCCUCUCUCACGGCGACCAUCUCUCAUGUUCUUCUCUUCCAUGGAAGCCAAAUAUGGCAGAUGAGCAAGUCAGCAUUCAAAGAGAAGAUGGAUAUCCAUACGAGGCUAAUGAGCAGAUACGACCAGGUCCCGCACUGGUGGUUCAUCAUCCUCCUCGUUGCCAACGUUGCUCUUACCAUCUUCGCAUGUGAGUACUUCAUCGAUCAGCUCCAGCUGCCUUGGUGGGGAGUACUACUAGCCUGCUUCAUCGCCGUUUUCUUCACGCUCCCCUUCGGAAUCAUCAAAGCCACCACGAACCAGACACCGGGACUAAACGUCAUUACAGAGUACAUCAUCGGAUACUUGUAUCCCGGACGCCCAGUCGCAAACAUGUGUUUUAAGGUAUACGGAUUCAUCAGCAUGAAACAGGCCUUGUUGUUCUUGCAAGACUUCAAAUUGGGGCACUACAUGAAGAUACCACCCAGAACCAUGUUCAUGGCACAGGUUGUGGGCACCUUGAUUGCUGCACUCGUAUAUUUGGGAACUGCAUGGUGGCUUAUGGAGACCAUUCCCGACAUCUGCAACACCAAGCUCCUGCCUUCGGACAGUCCAUGGACGUGCCCCGGUGACCACGUCUUCUACGACGCCUCUGUCAUCUGGGGUCUCAUUGGUCCACGCAGGAUCUUUGGAGACCUCGGCACCUACUCCAACAUCAACUGGUUCUUCCUGGCUGGUGCGCUGGCGCCUCUGCUCGUCUGGCUUGCGCAUAAAGCCUUCCCAGAGCAAGAGUGGAUCCGCCUCAUAAACAUGCCCGUACUGAUCGGCGCCACUGGAUCGAUGCCGCCGGCAACAGCUGUGAAUUACACGACAUGGGUCGUUGUCGGUUUCCUCUCAGGUUAUGUGAUCUACAGGUACAGGCGUGAGUGGUGGCAGCGGCACAACUAUGUGCUCUCUGGUGCUCUGGAUGCAGGGCUGGCAUUCAUGGGCGUGUUGCUGUAUAUGUGCUUGGGAUUGGAGAAGGUGAGACUCAAUUGGUGGGGGAAUCACUUGGAUGGGUGUCCUCUGGCUUCCUGCCCAACAUCUCCGGGUGUCGUCGUCGAAGGUUGCCCCGUGUUCUGAGAUGCUUGUGGAGCUACAAGUUCUUUGUUUCCUUAUUAGAUUUGCAUUCAUACUUCAGUGGAGAUGUAUAAAUCAUUGAAUUGGAAUAUGUAACUUAGGUACAAAUCAGUGAACAUGUAAAUCUCAGCCCGGCAUUUCGACGAUUA
Messenger RNA from Musa acuminata AAA Group (dessert banana), 3268 nucleotides. RefSeq names its product oligopeptide transporter 7-like. Gene Ontology annotation, cellular component: plasma membrane. NCBI's taxonomy places the organism in Eukaryota, Viridiplantae, Streptophyta, Magnoliopsida, Zingiberales, Musaceae. Bases 843 to 3122 code for a protein of 759 amino acids. Gene Ontology annotation, molecular function: oligopeptide transmembrane transporter activity. The transcript is spliced from 9 exons. The record is from RefSeq and is a predicted model, not a curated record. Gene Ontology annotation, biological process: transmembrane transport.